AAAACAUCAGACCGCUUUCUCAAGCUCCUUUCCAAGCCGUCUGACAACUCAAGUCUUGCCAGCAAUUCCUCUUAAUCCUCUUACAGACCGUGUGUCAAGCCUCAACAAAUACAGGUACGUCUCACCACCCCGGCCUGCCAUUUUGCAUCUUCUUGUGCCGGCCCCCUCAUCACCUUCUCCGAACAUCUUCGUCUCCGGACAUCGCAUAAGGCCCCGUAACCAUUGCCGAGACUGUCGUCGGGAUUGAUCCUGCGAGUUUCUUGAAUCUUUCUGCUGCCCAUUGCCUCCACGCGAGCCGCUCUUCUUGACAUUGCAAUACUCAUCCUUCACAGUUUGACCAAACACCACAAUGUCAGCCAAGUCUAUCCUCGAGGCCGACGGCAAGGCCAUCCUCAACUACCACCUCACCCGCGCUCCCGUUAUCAAGCCCACUCCUCUUCCCCCGUCGGCCACACACAACCCCCCCUCCAAGCUCGCAUCGCUGCACUUCGCCGCUGAUGAGGACGUCAAGGGCGUGCUCGACCAGGCCGAGGCCACAUACCCAUGGCUCCUCACUCCCGGAUCCAAGUUCGUCGCAAAGCCAGACCAACUGAUCAAGAGGCGAGGCAAGAGCGGUCUGCUCGCGCUGAACAAGACCUGGGCUGAGGCGAGGGAAUGGAUCGAGGCGAGGGCAGGAAAGGAGCAGCGCGUCGAGACUGUCGAUGGUGUACUGAGGCAGUUCUUGGUCGAGCCCUUCGUUCCCCACCCCCAGGACACCGAGUACUACAUCAACAUCAACUCUGUGCGAGAGGGUGACUGGAUCCUCUUCACCCACGAGGGUGGUGUCGAUGUCGGUGAUGUCGAUGAGAAGGCUGAGAAGCUUCUCAUUCCUGUCGAUCUGAAGGAAUACCCCUCAAACGAGGAGAUUGCCGCUACUCUUUUGAAGAAGGUUCCCGAGGGUGUACACAACGUCCUCGUUGACUUCAUCUCAAGGUUAUACGCCGUCUACGUUGACUGCCAGUUCACCUACCUUGAGAUUAACCCUCUCGUUGUCAUCCCCAACGAGGAGAAGACUUCUGCUGAGGUUCACUUCCUGGAUCUUGCUGCCAAGCUUGACCAAACUGCUGAGUUCGAGUGCGGUGCCAAGUGGGCUAUUGCCCGCAGCGCGACAGCUCUUGGCAUACCAGCUGCUCCCCAAAAGGAUGCUAAGCAGACUAUCGAUGUCGGCCCACCGAUGGAGUUCCCCGCUCCUUUCGGUCGUGAGAUGAGCAAGGAGGAGGCGUACAUUGCCGAGAUGGACGCUAAGACUGGUGCUUCCCUCAAGCUGACUAUCCUCAACUCCGUCGGCCGUGUCUGGACACUCGUCGCUGGUGGUGGUGCUUCCGUCGUCUACGCCGACGCUAUCGCCUCUGCUGGCUUCGCUAGUGAGCUCGCCAACUACGGUGAGUACUCUGGUGCUCCUACCGAGACUCAGACCUUCCACUACGCCCGUACCGUCCUCGACCUCAUGCUCCGUGCUCCCCAACACCCAGAUGGCAAGGUUCUCUUCAUCGGUGGAGGUAUUGCCAACUUCACCAACGUUGCCUCAACAUUCAAGGGUGUCAUCCGCGCCCUGAGGGAAGUCGCCCCCCUUCUCAUCGAGCACAACGUCCAGAUCUGGAUCCGUCGUGCCGGUCCUAACUACCAGGAGGGUCUCAAGAACAUCAAGGGUGUCGGCCAGGAGCUCGGCCUCAACAUGCACGUCUACGGUCCCGAGAUGCACGUCUCAGGUAUCGUGCCGCUUGCUCUUAUCCCCGGUAAGACUAGCGACGUUAAGGAAUUCUCUGGUUAAGCGUGUGCUUUGUAUAUUAGGGUCGCGGGUGUAGAU
Messenger RNA from Alternaria alternata, 1846 nucleotides. RefSeq names its product ATP-citrate synthase (ATP-citrate (pro-S-)-lyase). The coding region runs from base 350 to 1810 and encodes 486 amino acids. Gene Ontology annotation, biological process: succinyl-CoA metabolic process; tricarboxylic acid cycle. Gene Ontology annotation, cellular component: succinate-CoA ligase complex. The transcript has 3 exons. The record is from RefSeq and is a predicted model, not a curated record. NCBI's taxonomy places the organism in Eukaryota, Fungi, Ascomycota, Dothideomycetes, Pleosporales, Pleosporaceae. Gene Ontology annotation, molecular function: succinate-CoA ligase (ADP-forming) activity.